AUGGUGGAGGGUAUUUAUGAGGGGGCAAGGCUUGACGAUGGGACACCACAUUACCCUUGCAACCUGGUACGAAAUGACUCUUUAUCCGUUAUAAUCUGCUCACCUUCCGACAGCUCCUUGAACCAAUGGGCUCUGGACUUCCAAGGUAACCUUGAACGAAUUCUCGCCAGUAUCGCGACCGCAAAGGAACGUGGUGCAACUCUGAGAGUCGGCCCCGAGUUGGAAAUCCCUGGGUAUGGAUGUUUGGACCACUUUCUCGAGGGUGAUACCGUUCUUCACUCCUGGGAGGUUUUGGCCAAGAUACUGGCUUCAGAGGAAGCGCAGGGCAUUGUCUGCGACGUUGGGAUGCCUGUUGUCCACAAGAAUGUCAUCUACAACUGCCGAGUUAUCAUCCACGACCGCAAGAUUCUCCUGAUCCGCCCUAAAAUGUGGCUAGCAAACGAUGGUAAUUAUCGGGAGCUGCGCUAUUUCACGCCGUGGAUGAAACAUCGCCAAUGGGAGGACCACUAUCUUCCUCGAAUCAUUCAAGUUAUCACUGGCCAGACCAAGGUUCCCUUCGGAGAUGCAGUUAUCAGCACUCAAGAUACCUGCAUUGGCGUCGAACUGUGUGAAGAGCUGUUCACUCCCGCCAGCCCCCACAUUCUUAUGGGUCUCGAUGGCGUAGAGAUCUUCACCAACUCGAGUGGCAGCCAUCACGAACUACGAAAGCUCUACACUCGCGUUGAGCUUAUCAAAGAAGCCACUUUGAAACUGGGCGGGGUCUACUUGUAUGCAAAUCAACAAGGCUGUGAUGGUGACCGUCUCUAUUAUGACGGAUGUGCGUUAAUCGCAGUCAACGGCCGCAUCGUUGCCCAAGGGUCUCAAUUUUCGCUUAAUGAUGUCGAAGUCGUCAGCGCAACAAUCGACAUUGAGGAUGUCCGAGCGCAUCGGGCAAAGAGCAGCCGUAGUAUGCAAGCCGCCGCAGCCGAGCGAUACCACCGUGUUGAAGUUCCAUUCGCUUUGACUUCGGGCAAGUUCGACAGUGUUAGGGAAGAUAACAUGUCCGCACUCCUGUCUACCGGCUCGUCCUUCAACCUCCGUUACCAUAGUCCUGAAGAAGAAAUAGCACUAGGUCCAGCGUGCUGGUUGUGGGACUAUCUCCGCCGAUCCCGCACGCAAGGUUAUUUCGUUCCCCUCAGUGGAGGCAUUGAUAGCUGCGCGACCGCCGUCAUCGUUUACUCUAUGUCUCGACUUGUAGCUGAGGCAGCCCGUCGCGGAGAUUCGCAAGUGAUUUCAGAUGCUCGCAGAAUCGCUGGUGAACCUGAAAACUCAAGCUAUAUUCCCCUUGAUCCUCGUGAAUUUACUGGUCGCAUAUUCCAUACUUGCUACAUGGGCACCGAGAACUCAAGCAAAGAAACGCGGCAACGUGCUAAAGAUCUGUCUGAAGCUAUAGGAAGCUAUCACGUCGACUUGAACAUGGACAUGGUCGUCAAAGCGGUGCUCACUCUUUUCACUGGUGUCACCAGACGCGAGCCUAAAUUCCGCGCUCACGGAGGCUCAGCGGCGGAAAAUUUGGCUCUACAGAACAUACAAGCACGACUGCGGAUGGUGUUAUCGUACCUGUUUGCACAACUUUUGCCCUGGGCUCGAGGCAGGAUUGGUGGGCUUUUGGUCCUAGGCAGUGCGAAUGUUGACGAGAGUCUUCGAGGCUAUCUAACCAAAUAUGACUGCUCUUCUGCUGAUAUCAAUCCCAUCGGUGGCAUUAGCAAGACGGACUUGAAGAAAUUCAUCGCUUAUGCUGAAAAGGCUUUCCCGCUGCCAAUCCUUUCCAGCUUCUUGAGCGCCGUUCCAACUGCAGAACUAGAACCAAUCACGGAGACCUACGUGCAAGCCGACGAGGCUGAUAUGGGAAUGACUUAUGAUGAAUUGUCCGUGUUUGGACGCCUUCGCAAGGUAGAAAAAUGUGGCCCAUAUAGCAUGUUCACCAAGUUGGUGCAUGAGUGGGGUUCUUUCUUGUCGCCAGUGCAGAUUGCCGAUAAAGUCAAGCUCUUUUUCUUCGAACAUGCGCGCAACCGACAUAAGAUGACCACACUCACACCUUCCUAUCAUGCAGAAUCCUACAGUCCGGAUGACAAUCGCUUCGAUCUCCGACCUUUCCUCUACCCCUCACGUUUCCCUUGGCAGUUUAAGAAGAUAGACGAGAUCGCUGCAGUCCUUCCAGAUCGCUCCGUAGCAGUUAUCCAAGAGAAAGCCAAACAGGAUUGA
Mycena indigotica is the source of this 2244-nucleotide messenger RNA. RefSeq names its product Glutamine-dependent NAD(+) synthetase. Lineage: Eukaryota; Fungi; Basidiomycota; Agaricomycetes; Agaricales; Mycenaceae. Gene Ontology annotation, cellular component: cytoplasm. The transcript has 15 exons. Gene Ontology annotation, biological process: NAD+ biosynthetic process. The record is from RefSeq and is a predicted model, not a curated record. Gene Ontology annotation, molecular function: glutaminase activity; ATP binding; NAD+ synthase (glutamine-hydrolyzing) activity. The coding region runs from base 1 to 2244 and encodes 747 amino acids.